Rattus rattus (black rat) is the source of this 258-nucleotide messenger RNA. It is a transcript of the gene Defb113, whose product is annotated as defensin beta 113. Gene Ontology annotation, biological process: innate immune response. NCBI's taxonomy places the organism in Eukaryota, Metazoa, Chordata, Mammalia, Rodentia, Muridae. The coding region runs from base 1 to 258 and encodes 85 amino acids. The record is from RefSeq and is a predicted model, not a curated record. Gene Ontology annotation, cellular component: extracellular region. The transcript is spliced from 2 exons.
AUGCAAUCAGCAAUGAAGUUGUUUUUCAUUUUUCUGGUUGGUGUCUUCUCUGUGUCCUGUGGUCCUUCAGCUCCUCAGAUGAAAACAAGAGAUGUUUUAGAAAGAACACACAAAUGUUUCCUGGUUGGUGGUGAAUGCAAGUCUGAAUGUAACAGUUGGGAGUAUGAAUUCGAUUUCUGUUACACUGGGCCUUGCUGUGUGAUGCGAGAAUACAAAAGAGUAGAGAAAUUCUCAAAUACUCCCAAAUAUACAACUUAA